CUCUGCACAGAAACCAGUGGAGUCUGAUUUCCUUGAAUGCUGAAAAUUAGCUCUGAAGGAAUGGACAACUCCAACAAAAAACCCCACACAAGUCUUCUGAGAAGCCAGCAAGGGAACUAGAAAAAACAGCUUGACUUGCAAAAUCUCACCUGACCCAUGACUGACUCUGCUAAUGCAACACUAAUUUAAUACACCUUUGUACAUCAGAUCCAAGGAUGUUUGUGUUGCUUUACAUUACAAGUUUUGCCAUCUACACAAGCGAACAACCUCUUCAAAACCAGUUCAAAGGAGAAAAUUACUACACCAGAUACAUCUGUAGCAUCCCUGGUUUGCCGGGCCCUGCAGGUCCCCCUGGAGCUGGCGGAUCCCCGGGCCCACAUGGACGCAUUGGUCUUCCAGGAAGAGAUGGUAGAGAUGGCAGGAAGGGAGAAAAAGGUGAAAAGGGGAGCGCAGGUUUAAGAGGAAAGACUGGGCCAUUAGGACCAGCUGGAGAGAAAGGAGACCAAGGUCAGUCUGGUAAAAAAGGACCUGGAGGAUUGACUGGUGCCAAAGGUGAAGUAGGUCCAGCUGGACCACCUGGACCUAAGGGAGAUAAAGGAGACCGAGGAGAGCCAGGUGCACCAGGGGUCUGUAAGUGUGGAAAGAUAGUGCUGAAAUCUGCCUUUUCUGUUGGCAUCACCACCAGCUACCCAGCGGAAAGAUUACCAAUUGUAUUCAAUAAAGUCCUCUUCAAUGAGGGGGAGCAUUACAACCCUUCCACAGGGAAGUUUAUUUGUGCCAUCCCAGGGAUUUAUUAUUUUUCUUAUGAUAUCACCUUAGCAAACAAGCAUCUUGCGAUUGGGCUGGUUCACAAUGGGAAGUACCGGAUAAAGACAUUUGAUGCGAACACAGGCAACCAUGAUGUAGCUUCUGGAUCCACAGUGAUCUACCUUCAGCCAGAAGACGAAGUAUGGCUUGAGAUCUUCUACGCUGACCAAAAUGGUCUAUUUUCUGAUCCAACAUGGGCAGACAGUUUGUUUUCUGGAUUUCUCUUAUACGUUGAUACAGAUUACCUUGACGCUUUAUCGGAUGAAGAUGAGCUCUGAAGUAGAUGAUGUCAAAUGACAUUCAAACUGGAUGGACACCCCAGCACAGAAUGUUGUCUAGCUGUGUGGGGGACACGAAGUUGAAAAAAAAAUAAUCUGGGAGUUUAUUUUUGCUUGAUAAGAACCAAAUCUGAGCUCAUAAGGAUCUUUCUCGAAUCUAAGGUGGACUUUUUACUGAACAGCAGGGAUAUCAAAAGGAACUGUAAUUAACAAAAGACUGCAUCACUCCAGGACUGACUCCUCCUGAAAGUUAUGUUUAUAAUACUAUUUAAACAAAUUUAAGAUACUGUACAUUGGAUUUUAUAUAAGUUGUAAGGUAGAAUGGAUAUUUUGUAUAUGACAUUAAAGUAAAAUUGAA
Molecule: messenger RNA, 1443 nt
Organism: Pelecanus crispus (Dalmatian pelican)
Lineage: Eukaryota; Metazoa; Chordata; Aves; Pelecaniformes; Pelecanidae
Gene: C1QTNF7
Product: C1q and TNF related 7
Molecular function (GO): protein binding
Source: RefSeq, a predicted model, not a curated record